Molecule: messenger RNA, 2577 nt
Organism: Chilo suppressalis (striped riceborer)
Lineage: Eukaryota; Metazoa; Arthropoda; Insecta; Lepidoptera; Crambidae
Source: the annotation of a GenBank genome assembly
UGAAAUGUCAAUGUCAUUUCUUCACAUCUAUCAGAUAGACAUGAAACAUGGCAGUGUCCGCGUUUUCCGAAGACGGAAAAUAUUAUUCUAUUAUAUCUAAGGACGGUAGAUUGAAGAUAUGGGACACGGAGACAAAUGUUCUUAAGCAAGAAUACACGCCAGAUUUACAUUUGACCUCACCACCUUCUUGUUUGCAAUGGAUAAUCGUCUCAAGUUCAGCUGGUUCUCCACAAAAAGGCGGAAAGCGAAAACAGAGUUUCAGCGAACAAGAAACCCAGUGUAUAGUAUUAGGAACGACAAGUGGAAAAAUUCUCCUCUAUUCUGUGACCCAAGCUAAAGUAGAAAAUGUUAUCUCUGAUAGUAAACAGUCAAAUCGUAAUAUAACAACACUCGAUUGGCACAGACGUUACGGCUUAUACAGCUGUAGUAAGUCCGGGCAAGCUAUAGAGUGGGACUUACAGAGUGGCAAGGUUAGAAAUAAGUACAAUGUUACAAUUGACAAUGGAAAACAAGGGAGUGUUAGUGCAAUCAAGAUAGUGCCUCAUAAACAGAAUAGCUCUGCUAAGUUUCUAGUCACAGCAUCAUGGCAAGUGUGCUUGUGGCAGCUACAGGAUGGAAGUGCAAGCAUUGUGAAAAAGCUUGGCCACAAUACCAGCAGUGGUGCACUGUUGUCUGUGGUCAACCACAAUAAUGAGACUUGGCUGUUAGAAGGCUCACUUAAUGAGCGACUACUAUCAUUCUGGGAUAUUACUGUAACAGCAGACUACAUACCACAAGUAAAUGGGGACGAUUCAACACCCAGUAAAAGGCAGCGUAAAAAGUCGAUCACAUUGUCACCCUCCACACCGGCAUACAGCUUCGUACUAGAGGAUGCUCCCAGGUUUAUUGAUGUACGACUACGACAAGAAAAUGAUGGGAAUGUGUUGAAUUUGGCAGCAGCCACGAGAAGUGGCGUAGUGCACUUUUAUACACAUAUGUUAAGUGGGACAUCCACCAAACCCGUGAAGCCUUCGGUAACGGUUCAAGUGUCGAGUGCGGAGGCAGUGCCGUUACCGCUGCAGUGCUGUCGACUCCACGACAGCAGUAUAUUGCUGGGCUACUCCAUGGGGCCGGGUAUGCUGUUUGAGAAGCUGAACCCAGACCUAACAUCCAAGACCCAAGUCUUAAUCAGAGGAGAGAGUAAAUCGGCCAAGAAGAAAAACAAACAGACCAACAAUGAUGUGAACAAAGUCCGUGCUGACGUCACCAAUGACGUCAAUUACGUGGAGCCAAUGGGCGGCGUCGCCAGGAAGCGAACGGCGCCGGGAGAAAAGUUGGAGAUCCCAAUGGAAGCGAGACUCGAGAACCUCUCACUGGACCCGAGGAGCCGGAGCAAGUCAGCCGUCUACCAGAACCUGACCAAACUACUCAUACAAGGACUGCACUCUAAGGACAAGAACUUAAUCCUGACGGUUCUGCAGAAGAAUGAUGCCAGUGUUGCCAAUCAGACAGUGUCCGCGUUGCCAACAAACUACGUGCCUUUAUUGUUGGAACAGUUGGCAGACAUGGCCGCCAGGAAAACUAGCCAAUGCGCCUCAGUUUGUACGUGGCUAACGGCCACACUUCGCUGUCAUUCUGCUUUAUUACUGGCUACGACGGGAACCAAAUUCACGCACUAUCUCACGCAUCUACUGGCUUUAUUUACUCAGAGACGGUCUCAUCUAUGCCAGUUGUUGAAUCUAUCAGGGCGGCUAGAACUUACAAUAUCGCAGCGGACAGCCACACAUGAAGAACAAGUGGACCAGGAGGCGUUAAUUGAGUACAAAGGCCUUCAAUCUGCGCGGCCAGUCGUCUAUCGCAGCACGAACGAGGUCCAUGUCAAUAUCGGCGGCUGCCUUAAUCAAGGAUGUCUUGAGUGACUCCAAAUUGGGAUGAGGCUUUGAGCACGCCUUUUCCUCCAAGUGUUGCCAUAUCUUGUAAUCUAACGGACUCAAAACUGGACUGGAGGAGGGCCAGUCUUCGUGCCAGAUGAAGUCGAUUUCACGCGCCGCCAGCCAGUCUUGUGUGCUCUUCGCUCUAUGAGCUGGCGCCGAAUCUUGUUGGAAUACUCAGUGCCUGUUAUUGAACAUGGUAUGAGAAACAGGUUCCACAAGGUUCGUCAGGACUGUAUUUUGAUACGCAACUGCAUUCGUUUUUACAUCUUUCUCACAAAAAUUUACCUCUUUUAAGUCGCAAUAAGAAACUCCCAACCAUACCAUGAGCGAGGAUGGAAAAUGACCUCGUUGGACACGCGGAAUACGGUUGCUCGCUUCUUCACUACUGUGUGCGUACACCUUAUCAUUUUGUUUGUUGUAGCUCUCCUCUACAGUAAAAUUUUUUUCAUCCGAAAAAAGAAUUUCCCGAUAUUUUUUUCCCGCGUACCGCUUCAACAAAGCGCGGUAUCUCUUCAGUCUCAGGUCCAUUAGACGAGCAUUCAAACGAUGUCCUGUUUUUCUUCCAUAUGCCCGAAGCCCUAAGUCUUCAUUUAACACCCUUUUCACCGUGGUUCUGCUUAACCCCAUCUGAAGGGCCAACAGUUUCUGCUUACGUUUGGGAUUU